GCGUGCUGAGUGUCAUGGCGGCCUGCAAGCACUGCUGCUCGUGUCUCCGGCUCCGGCCGCUGGGCGAGGGUCCGCUCCGUCUUCCGGGACGGCACCGGGCGCUGACCCAGCUGCAGGUGCGAGCUCUAUGGGGCGGCGCGGGAUCUCGAGCCGUGGCGGUGGAAUUAGGCAGCAGAAAAUUAGAAUUAUCCUCUGGAAAACUGGCCAGAUUUGCAGACGGCUCUGCAGUAGUACAGUCAGGUGACACUGCAGUAAUGGUCACAGCAGUCAGUAAAACAAAACCAUCACCUUCUCAAUUUAUGCCUCUGGUGGUUGACUAUAGACAGAAGGCUGCUGCAGCAGGUAGAAUUCCCACAAAUUAUCUUAGAAGAGAGAUUGGUUCGUCUGAUAAAGAAAUUCUUACAAGUCGGGUAAUAGAUCGUUCAAUCAGACCUCUCUUUCCAGCUGGCUACUUUUAUGAUACACAGGUCCUUUGUAAUUUGUUAGCAGUAGAUGGUAUUAAUGAACCCGAUAUCCUAGCAAUUAAUGGUGCUUCUGUAGCCCUCUCAUUAUCAGAUAUUCCCUGGAAUGGACCUGUGGGGGCAGUACGAAUGGGAAUGAUUGAUGGAGAAUUUGUUGUUAACCCAACACGAAAAGAAAUGUCCUCCAGUACUUUAAAUUUAGUGGUUGCUGGUGCCCCUAAAAGUCAGAUUGUCAUGUUGGAAGCCUCUGCAGAAAACAUUUUACAGCAGGACCUUUGCCAUGCUAUCAAAGUAGGAGUGAAAUACACCCAACAAAUAAUUCAGGGGAUCCAGCAGUUGGUAAAGGAAAUGGGAGUUACCAAGAGGACACCUCAGAAGCUAUUUACUCCAUCACCAGAGAUUGUGAAACAGGCUCAUAAACUUGCCAUGGAAAGACUUUAUGCAGUUUUUACAGAUUAUGAACAUGAUAAAAUUUCCAGAGAUGAAGCUGUCAACAAGAUAAGGUUAGAUACAGAAGAACAACUAAAAGAAAAAUUUCCAGAAGCUGAUCCAUAUGAACUAAUAGAAUCCUUUAAUACCGUUGCAAAGGAAGUUUUCAGAAGUAUCAUUUUGAAUGAAUACAAAAGGUGUGAUGGUCGAGAUUUGACUUCACUUAGGAAUAUAAAUUGCGAAGUAGAUAUGUUUAAAAUUCUUCAUGGAUCUGCCUUAUUCCAAAGGGGCCAAACACAGGUGCUUUGUACUGUUACGUUUGAUUCAUUAGAAUCUAAUAUUAAGUCUGACCGAAUUAUAACAGCUAUAAAUGGGAUAAAAGAUAAAAAUUUCAUGCUGCACUAUGAGUUUCCUCCUUACGCAACAAAUGAAAUUGGCAAAGUAACUGGUGUAAAUAGAAGAGAACUUGGGCAUGGUGCUCUUGCUGAGAAAGCACUGUAUCCUGUUAUUCCCAAAGAUUUUCCUUUCACCAUAAGAGUAACAUCCGAAGUCCUAGAAUCAAAUGGGUCAUCUUCAAUGGCAUCUGCAUGUGGUGGAAGUUUAGCAUUAAUGGAUGCAGGGGUUCCGAUUUCAUCUGCUGUUGCAGGCGUUGCAGUAGGAUUAGUCACCAAAAACAAUCCUGACAAGGGUGAAAUAGAAGAUUAUCGCUUGCUGACAGAUAUUCUGGGGAUUGAAGAUUACAACGGUGACAUGGAUUUCAAGAUAGCUGGCACUAAUAAGGGAAUAACUGCAUUACAGGCUGACAUUAAAUUACCUGGAAUACCAUUAAAAAUUGUAAUGGAAGCCAUUCAACAAGCCUCAGUGGCAAAGAAGGAGAUACUACAAAUUAUGAACAAAACUAUUUCAAAACCUCGAGCAUCUAGAAAAGAAAAUGGACCAGUUGUAGAAACAGUUCAGGUUCCAUUAUCAAAACGAGCAAAAUUUGUUGGACCAGGUGGAUAUCAUUUAAAAAAACUUCAGGCUGAAACAGGAGUAACGAUUAGUCAGGUGGAUGAAGAAACAUUUUCUAUAUUUGCCCCAACACCCAGUGCUAUGCAUGAAGCAAGAGACUUCAUUACUGAAAUCUGCAAAGAUGAUCAAGAGCAGCAGUUGGAAUUUGGAGCUGUAUAUACCGCCACAAUAACUGAAAUUAGAGACACUGGAGUAAUGGUUAAACUAUACCCAAAUAUGACUGCAGUACUUCUUCAUAACACACAACUUGAUCAACGGAAGAUUAAACAUCCCACUGCUCUAGGAUUAGAAGUUGGUCAAGAAAUUCAGGUGAAAUACUUUGGACGUGAUCCAGCUGAUGGAAGAAUGAGACUUUCUCGUAAAGUCCUACAGUCUCCAGCUACAACUGUUGUCAAAACUCUAAAUGACAGAAGUAGCAUUGUAGUUGGAGAAUCUGUUCCACAGUCAUCAUCUAAUUCUUCUCCAUGAUUUAUAAGAGAGAAUUCUAAAGUGUUACUCUGUAGGACAAAAUUUCACUUGAGUCUUCUAAUAUGUAGAUUUAUAUAUAAUAUAAAUAUAUUCUAAUCAUUUGUAUUAAAAUGCUCAUUUUACAUGUG
Sorex araneus (European shrew) is the source of this 2497-nucleotide messenger RNA. RefSeq names its product polyribonucleotide nucleotidyltransferase 1 (gene PNPT1). Gene Ontology annotation, cellular component: mitochondrion; cytosol. The record is from RefSeq and is a predicted model, not a curated record. Gene Ontology annotation, biological process: mitochondrial mRNA catabolic process; mitochondrial RNA 3'-end processing. NCBI's taxonomy places the organism in Eukaryota, Metazoa, Chordata, Mammalia, Eulipotyphla, Soricidae. Bases 15 to 2369 code for a protein of 784 amino acids. Gene Ontology annotation, molecular function: 3'-5'-RNA exonuclease activity; RNA binding; polyribonucleotide nucleotidyltransferase activity. The transcript is spliced from 28 exons.